Molecule: messenger RNA, 1029 nt
Organism: Sabethes cyaneus
Lineage: Eukaryota; Metazoa; Arthropoda; Insecta; Diptera; Culicidae
Exons: 2
Coding region: 1-1029 (342 amino acids)
Cellular component (GO): extracellular region
Molecular function (GO): chitin binding
Source: RefSeq, a predicted model, not a curated record
AUGAUAACAUUUUUGCUUUCGAUUUUGGUAGUGUCGGCUGUGGCCGCGCGAGAUCCACGUUGUGUGCAAUAUAAGCUAAAUUCAGAAGCGAUGACUUUACCACAUAAAACUGAUUGUAGAAAGUUCCACAUUUGCGACAUACAAGGAAAUGCACUAGAAAUGAAGUGUCCACCGAAUACUUACUUCAGCGCUAACGAUGGGGUUUGCUCCUUCGAUAGUUCUGCAUGCAAUGAUGCAGUGAUCAUGCCUGAUGUCAAACCACAACCCGAAAAAGAAAUUACAAAUCAAGUCAACAGUGAACAAAGUCCUCUCGAGAUAGCCUGCAAAAAUUUGCCAUCAGGCACAACCUUGCCAUUGAAGGGAAAUUGUAUUUCGUACAUAGUAUGUCUACAAGCAAGACCGAUCGUCGUGUCUUGCCCUGAAGGUCUAGCUUAUGAUAGUCGAAAUAGAAAAUGUGAAUUUAAGGAAGCAGCUGACUGCUAUGUGAACAGUGAACUCAAUAAUCAAAUGAGACCAUACGCAAACAAUAAUUUGCCUUCAGCGUCUGAAACGUUAACUGACAACGCCCCGCCAAGAGCAGAAAAUCAACCAUUCAAACCAGAGACCCUUAAGCCCAGUGUUCCGAGCGAUGCAGAUGUUCCUCAAAAGCCAAUCGUACCCAUACCGCAUGUACCGAUGGUACCUCUACCCAUGCCACAGGUACCGAUGGUACCUCUACCCAUGCCGCAGGCACCGGUGGUACCUCUACCGGACCCCAUCGAGCCAGUUAUUAUUGAUACUCCCAAUUACGGUGACAACAGUUAUGAGUUCAUGCCGUAUCAACAGCAAAUUACCCACAGCGAUCCACGUUGCCUGAACCGAAUUGAUGACAAUAAUCCUAUCCUGCUUUCUCAUCCAACUGACUGCGAAAAGUACCUCGUAUGCGUUGGCAAUGUUGCCGUAGAGAAACAAUGCCCCGUUGGCCAUCAGUGGAGCACCGAACACAGCUGGUGCGAUUUUCCGAACCGAGCUAAAUGCAAACUGCAAUAA